Pecten maximus is the source of this 1875-nucleotide messenger RNA. RefSeq lists its product as uncharacterized. The record is from RefSeq and is a predicted model, not a curated record. The transcript has a single exon. Bases 1 to 1875 code for a protein of 624 amino acids. NCBI's taxonomy places the organism in Eukaryota, Metazoa, Mollusca, Bivalvia, Pectinida, Pectinidae.
AUGGAGACACUAGUCAAGAAAUUUAGUACAGCUCUUACGAGUGCAGUAGCUAUUGCAGCACCCUACAGCAAGACAGGAGGAAAACGCGUGUGUAGGUUGCGAAACGAUGACAUCGCCAACGCAGAAAAAUGCAACAUUAAUGCACUGCAUGCCUGGAAAGAAGCAGGGAAACCAACCGAACCGAACAACCGCACUGUGAUGGCUAAAAAGGCAGCCAUGAAAGAUCUGCGUAGACAAAUUAGAAUAGAAGCGGCUAGGCAGAGGAAUGAAUCGCGGGAAAACAUCAUGCUUGCAAGGGAAUCCGAUAAAAAACUAUUUUACUCUCUUGUCAACAAGCAGCGUAAGUCCUCUAAUAGCUAUCUUGGCGAACUACAUGUAGGAAACUCCAAAUUUACAGGAAAUGACAUCUGUCAAGGCUGGAAACAGCACUUCAUGCAACUGGCAGCUCCAUCACAAAACCAAUUCUUUAGCGAUGAGGUCGCAGCUCAGACUGACUUUGAUGUAGAAAACAUCAAUGACAUAUGCUAUCAAACAUCUCUAAGUCAGCCUCAACUGUCCUUCUCCGUGGAGGAAGUAAAAGCUGCAGUCAAAGAACUAAACACAGGCAAAGCACAGGAUGGAGCAAACCUACAAGUUGAACAUUUUCUCUACGGAGGUGAAGGCGCAUACAAAAUAACGGCACAGCUCCUCAAUGCAAUUGCUACUCAUAGAAAGAUCCCACUCUGUAUGAAGCAGGGUAUCCUCUCACCAAUCUACAAGAGAAAAGGCGACAAGAAGAACUCUGGAAACUACAGAGGGAUUACAAUAAUGCCUGUUCUGUAUAAGAUCCUUGAAGUUUUGCUCCGAAAACAUCUGAAGGAAAUAACAGACCCCAUCCAAAGUAGACUACAAAGAGGCUUCACUGCAAAUGCAUCUCCUCUACACUGUGCUCUCCUGGUGCAAGAAGCUCUACUCGCGGCCAAGGCCAGGAAACAAGAUCUAUUCAUUGCCUUUCUUGAUGCCAAGUCUGCCUUUGAUGUCGUUCCUCACAACAGCUUGAACAGGAAACUGUUCAAUUCAGGAAGGAACGGCGCUUUGUGGCUCUUGCUAAGAGAUCUGCAUCAAGAAGCCACCUCAUGCAUAAAAUGGGAUGGUGUUACCUCUGACCCGUUCUCAGUCCUCCAAGGUGUAAGGCAAGGGGGAGUACUCAGUACGGAACUCUAUAAGAUCUUCAUAAAUGAUCUCCUUGAAAGGCUAAACAACUCGGGACUAGGAACCAAGGUAGGACAUCUCAGAAUACCUGCGCCCACUUGUGCAGAUGAUGUGGUCCUCAUCGCAGAAUCAAAAGAGGAACUAGCAAUACUUAUCAACAUGGCAGUUGACUACAGCAACAGGGAGCACUACGUACUUCAGCCAACAAAAAGCGUAGUGAUGCAGGUUGCCAGCUCGAACAGAAAAGAACUUGUCCCACACCACAACUUUGAAAUAAACGGCGCAGCAAUGCCGAUUGUCGAACAAACACCACAUAUGGGCAUUCUUAGAGCAUCAAGAAACCAAAACCAAAUAGCUAUUGCUGAGAAUAUCAGGAAAGGAAGACAAGCAGCCUAUGCGUUGAUGGGACCUGGGCUUCAUGCCAGGAAUGGCCUUGAUCCUCAUACAGCCUGCCACCUAAUAAGAACAUUUGUCCUCCCUGUAAUCCUAUAUGGACUGGAAGUACUACAACCUUCUUCCAACCAACUGCUUCCACUCGAGAGAUUUCAAAGGAAAAUUCUAAAGCAAGUACUCUCUCUUCCAAUCAGCACCCCCACUGCUGCUGUGUACACGCUUACAGGAUUUCUUCCAGCAGAAGCAGAGAUUCACAAGAGAAUUCUCUCUCUCUCUUCGGCAGUAUUAUGA